ACCGAAUAUACGACGACGAACUACGACCAACAGCGACUGCCCAGACGCGAUUAUCCCAAGCCCUCUUAUACCGCUACCACGGCCGCUCUUCUCUGGCAAGACACUUGCCCUCCCCACUUUCCCCAAAAUUCCCCGUUACAACCGCCACCCUGGCUCAAGCAAUCGUCAUGCCGAAUACACCACCUCCAGCGCUAUUACCCCCACCAGAAGGCAUCUUCAGGACGUUUGAGGACUUGAUGGCCUCUGUUCAGCGCGUCGCCAAGGAUCAGGGCUACGGAAUUGUCAAGUUGCGCGCCUCCAACUAUCGCGACGGAAAGCCUACCCGUUAUGAUCUUGUCUGCGAUCGCGGUGGUGUCAAGUAUAACAGCACCGCCAAGAAGCGCAAUCCAUCGACGCGCAAGAUCGACUGCCCUUUCCGUGCAAAGGCUGUCUGCGAAGUCCAGCUUGGAAACCAAUGGCGUUUUGCCAUCCAAGAAGGCCGUCAUAACCACGAACCCCGGGUUCCCGCUGGUACUCCUGGUCAAGAGAACGCGCCGCUGGCCACCUCGAUCCGCUCCUUCACCAACAAGCUCGAUCGCCUCAACCACGACAUGGCUCAGGGCCUAAUGCGCAUCGAGCAGCGCCUAGAUAACAUUGAGAAGCGAAUGGAGAAUCUCGAAGCACGAGCGGGAGGAUAUGAACCCCGAUUCCAAGCUAUCGAGUCCAGGCUCCAGGGGAUGGAGGGACCACGCAUGGACGGUAUGGGGAUGGACGAUGUUGAAUCGCGCCUCCUGGCUUCAACGGUCAUGUAG
Molecule: messenger RNA, 791 nt
Organism: Fusarium vanettenii 77-13-4
Lineage: Eukaryota; Fungi; Ascomycota; Sordariomycetes; Hypocreales; Nectriaceae
Exons: 1
Coding region: 168-791 (207 amino acids)
Source: RefSeq, a predicted model, not a curated record